This is a messenger RNA of Saccostrea echinata, 1866 nucleotides long. RefSeq lists its product as uncharacterized. Bases 9 to 1658 code for a protein of 549 amino acids. The transcript has 14 exons. Gene Ontology annotation, biological process: lipid metabolic process. The record is from RefSeq and is a predicted model, not a curated record. Gene Ontology annotation, molecular function: calcium ion binding. Lineage: Eukaryota; Metazoa; Mollusca; Bivalvia; Ostreida; Ostreidae.
CAAUAACCAUGGGGAUAAUCUACUCUGGCCUUUGGUCAGUAAAGGAAACCCCGAGACUGACAAAGCGGGCAAAGUUCUUGGAAGAAAGGAGGAGACAGAUUGACGAAAUGUUGACGGAAGAGGAUAGAAAAAAAGCUGGCCAAAGUAUCAAUCGACAGAGGAAUUUGUUCACCAAGAUGCCAUCUAUACUGAGUGAUACUGAAGCAAGAGUCUUAAGGAUUGAGCCAAAGGAAUAUUCAAAAGACUUUCCGUUUGAAAAUCUUGUUUUUAACGGUGGAGGGGCGAAGUUCAUUUCUUAUGCUGGUGCAGUCAAGUGUUUGGAAGAGAUGAAUAUCAUGAGAAAUAUCAAACGUUUCGGUGGGAGUAGUGCUGGUUCUGUGUUGGCCGCCCUCUUGGCAGCAGGAGUUACAAUAGAGGAAUAUCGCGAUGUUCUGGAACAAGCACUGCUUAAUAUUCUAGACGCACGCUGGGGAUAUCUUAGUCUGAUUCCAAACUUAAUGCAUCAUUUUGGAUGGCAUCCUAAUGUGAAAUUAUACGAGUUAAUUGGAGGGUUAUUUGAAAAGAAACUAGGGAAUAAAGAUAUUACCUUCAAAGAGAUGUAUGAUAAAACUGGAAAAGAAGUCUGUAUUGUUGUUACCAACUUGAAUUACCUGAGGGAAGAGUACUGUCAUCCUAAAACUACCCCAGACAUGCCAAUCAGACUAGCCAUUCGUAUGUCUUGCUCUUUUCCAGGCGUUAUGCAGGCAGUCCAGUACACGCAAAAUAAUGAAACAUGCACUUACGUCGACGGAGCAGUGUCUUGUUAUUAUCCAAUAUACUGCUUUGAUGGAUGGUGGCUGUCUAUGGACAAAGGUAACAGCUUCAUAGAACGACUUCAUCCUUUAGAUGAUGUUCCUGUUCUGAUGAAGAAUGAAAACAGAUUCAAAACGGAUCCAGCCACGUUCAAUAAAACUCUAGGUUUCUAUCUGUAUUCAGAAUGCAGAAGCGACCACGUGAAGUGGGAACUAGACAAGAGAAUGGGACUGAAUAUUGCCGAGUUACCAGACACAAAACUAGCGAGAAAAAUGGGAAACAGAAAGAGAUAUAUUGAUCGGGCUUCCCGUGAACACAGGCGUAUCGUUCGAGCACUGGAUGAAUUUUUAAAGGUAAUAAAGAAAAUGGUCUUUGACAAAUCGUCGAUAACCAGAGAUACGUUUGAAGACGCUUUUGAUGAUGACGAUGUUCAGGAACAAUGUUUCAGAAUUUUAUUUGGAGAUGAUUGUUCUGCUAGGGAAGCAUUUAACAUUUUAGACGAGGAUGGAAAUGGAGAGAUCAGUUAUUCCGAGCUAGUCGACUUCAUACAAGGUAUUGGAGUACACAUUCAGCAAAGAAUAUACGGACUUGAGAAACUUGAAGUGAAUUCUAUUUCAUCUUUCAUGUCCGCCAUGUUGACUGCAUUUUGGGCUAAUAAAAACAGAGAUGCUAAUUUGGAUGUCGAAUUAGACAGGACCGUUGGAAUCAAUACAAUAUAUGUCGACACUCAUGACUAUACCUUGGAAAAAGAAGACAUCAUGUUUCUAGAAAAGCAAGGAUACAAUGCAACGAUGGUCUUUCUACGGUAUUUCAUUGCGAAAUCGGAAUUCACUACUGACCCAAAAGAAAAGAAACUUUCAAUCUGAAAAAUGACUGUGCUUUCUGUAUAUCUUACAGUGACCCCGAGAAUCAGGCUGCUUAAGUUUAUAUAGGCGGAUUUCAUUUCCUUUAAAUUUAUGUUCCUUUUAAUCACCUAAUUGAUCUCUUAUUGCAUUUUUGUACAAUUCCAUUUCCUCUAAGAAAUCGCUGCAAACAGAGAGCAGUGUUUGAAUCUAUUUUUUAUUCCUUGUGAUU